UUUCAAGUAAUCAACAUGAAUGAAAUCGUGAUCCGUUCGCUUGUGCUAGCCAUCAUUGGCAUAUUCGGUACAAUUAACGCUGCAGCCGUACCUAAUACACCGAAUGGACGUAUCGUGGGCGGAGAACAGACUACCAUAGCUAAAUAUCCUUAUCAAGCCUCGGUGCGUUUGGACACUUAUAUAAUGUUACAUAUUUGCGGUGCUUCGAUCUAUGCACCCCGCGUUGUAGUCACUGCGGCACAUUGUAUCAAAGGACGUUUUGCUUCUUAUAUUUACGUUGUUGCUGGAUCGUCUUCUAUAGUGGAUGAAUCGGAACAAGGAAUACGUGCUAGUAAACUGAUUUAUCACAGUGGCUAUAAUAAGAAUACGCAUGAUAAUGAUGUUGGUUUAAUUAUAUUGAGUCAACCUUUGGUCUAUUCCAGUGUAGUGCAACCAAUCGCGUUAGCUGAGAGUUCACCUACUGCUGGCACUUAUGCAACGGUUACUGGUUGGGGUAAAAAUAAUGAAGAAUCCGAAACCCUAACGAAUAUCUUGCAAGUAGUGGAUAUACAAAUUGUAGAUAGCAACGAGUGUAAUUUGAAAUAUUUAACUAAAAAUCUGGCUAUUACGGAGCAAAUGGUAUGUGCUGGUCUUGCAGAUGGUGGCAAGGAUACAUGCCAGGGAGAUUCCGGUGGUCCAUUAGUUGUGAAUGGAAAAUUAUUGGGUGUUGUUUCGUGGGGAAUUGGUUGCGCUAAAUCUGAUUUUCCUGGAGUUUAUGCUAGUGUACCAUAUCAUACUAAAUGGAUCGAGGAGCAAGCUAGCUCAUAUUUGUAAAAAGUGGUGGAAACAAAAAUUAUCUUAAAAAGUGAUUCUCCUUACAUGGAACCAACGAACAAAUUUUAUUAUUAUUAUUAUUAGUAUUUUAUUUUUUAUUUUUUCAAUUAUACUUGUAUAUCAA
Molecule: messenger RNA, 937 nt
Organism: Teleopsis dalmanni
Lineage: Eukaryota; Metazoa; Arthropoda; Insecta; Diptera; Diopsidae
Product: trypsin beta
Exons: 1
Coding region: 16-813 (265 amino acids)
Biological process (GO): proteolysis
Molecular function (GO): serine-type endopeptidase activity
Source: RefSeq, a predicted model, not a curated record